Messenger RNA from Perca fluviatilis (European perch), 1132 nucleotides. It is a transcript of the gene hoxa9b, whose product is annotated as homeobox A9b. The transcript is spliced from 2 exons. Gene Ontology annotation, molecular function: RNA polymerase II cis-regulatory region sequence-specific DNA binding; DNA-binding transcription factor activity, RNA polymerase II-specific. Lineage: Eukaryota; Metazoa; Chordata; Actinopteri; Perciformes; Percidae. The coding region runs from base 346 to 1101 and encodes 251 amino acids. The record is from RefSeq and is a predicted model, not a curated record. Gene Ontology annotation, cellular component: nucleus. Gene Ontology annotation, biological process: regulation of transcription by RNA polymerase II; embryonic skeletal system morphogenesis; proximal/distal pattern formation.
UCGAUUACACCAACGUAAGAUCUCUUGACGAAAAUCAUAAUGUUUAUUGCUUAUAAAACGAAAUAUUUCCUAAUAAAGGCGCGGAGACUUGCUAUUAAAAUAUGGUGGGGAAAAUGGUGGCCAUUUAGUUGAGCAGCAGGCUGAUUUAUUUUUUAUUGUUCUGUCCCACGGUCACGUGUUUGGGGCGCCCUAUCCAAAGGUUCAACUUACUGGACGCAUUGAGCCCCUAGCUGGUGCAGGAAAGCAGCACAUUAUAUGCCAUGAAUCUGUUUUUUCUAAACAUUGCAAGACUGAACCGCGUUAUAUAGCCUUUUUUUUUUUUUUUUUGCUUUUGCAUUUUUUGCAAUGUCGGCAUUGGGAACAAGUUAUUAUGUUGAGUCGCCUGUUCUUCCCGAGCAGGAAGAUAUGGCACCGAGGUACUCGUCAGCUGCAGGGGUGGAGCAGGCGAUGCUCACCGAAUAUGGCGGACAGGAAUCUUGCAAUUUGCAGGCGAAAUCUUCUAUUUUUGGUGGAUCUUGGAGUCCCAUCUCGUCCCAUCCUCCGAACACAGUCACUCCGACCUAUAUACAUCACCAUUACACGAGCGGGGACAGCGAUGGCAUGUUUACGCGCUCCUGGGCGUUGGAUCCGGUCUCUGCGUCCCUGUGUUUGACGGGCUUACCAUCGACAGCCAUGCAUUAUGAGAUCAAACCCGAGCCUCUGAUUGGGAGUGCUGAAUGUACAACUUUGGAGACGCACACACCUCUUUUGUCUGACAUUGAAAACGGUGCGUCCCUUGCGGAGAUUUCCUGCGAAACCACAUCCACGUCUAAAGCCACUGAAGAGAGUCCGUCAGCAGAGGACAAGAGGGAGAUAGAUGCAAAUAACCCAUCAUCCAACUGGCUUCACGCAAAGCCCACCAGAAAAAAGCGUUGUCCAUAUACAAAGCAUCAAAUCCUCGAACUGGAAAAGGAGUUUCUGUUUAACAUGUACCUUCCCCGGGAUCGUAGAUACGAAGUAGCAAGAGUCCUGAGUUUGACCGAGAGACAGGUGAAAAUCUGGUUUCAGAACCGCAGGAUGAAGAUGAAGAAAGAAAACAAAGACCGGCGGAGAGACAGUUAACUGGUUUUGGACUGAUGGUGAAUUAGAAGGG